UUUUUACAGGGAUUCAGUUCUAUAAAACAGGAUGUCAAUAAGACCACCGUGGAAGAAUUUAUUUUAAUUGCAUUCUCUGACCUAAGGCAACUCCAGUUAUUACUCUUCUUCUUAGUUUUAAUAGCAUACAUCAUCUGUGUUACAGGAAAUAUUACCAUCAUUGUCUUAGUUAGGACUGAACCCUUGCUUCAAACUCCAAUGUAUUUUUUCAUAAGUACAUUUGCUGUUCUUGAAAUUAUGUUUGUGACAGAUGCUAUACCUAAGCUUCUGGAUAAUUUGAUUUCAGGAAAUAAGAGGAUAUCUUUCAUUGAAUGUUUUACACAGAUGUUUGUUUUCAAUGGUUUGGGUGCAACAGAAUGCUAUAUGUUAUUGGUCAUGGCCUUUGAUAGGAACUUGGCUAUUAACAAUCCUUUACAAUAUUCUGCUUUUAUGAGGAAGGAAAUAUAUUCUCUAUUAGCUGUGGCACCAUGGAUUGGUGGUUUUGCAGCUUCUUCUGUGACUACUGGUUUUAUAGCCCAAUUGAAUUUCUGUGGGCCAAACCAAAUAAAUCAUUUCAUCUGUGAUUUGGCUCCACUUCAGAUGUUGUCUUGCUCUGAUCCUUCCAUGAGCAAAUUAGUCUCAAUUUUAACAGCCAUUUUUGCCAGCAUUUUCUCAGUUCUCAUUAUUAUGUCCUUCUAUAUUCACAUUAUUAAAGCUAUCUUAAAAAUCAAAGGAGCUGAAGGCAAACAAAAAGCCUUCUCUACCUGUUCCUCUCACCUUGUUGUGACCAGUCUCUUCUUUGGAGCAGUUCUUGUUGUAUACAUCAUACCUACUGGAAGGGAAAGCACCCAAUUUAAUAAAUUUCUAGCUCUUGUAUACACUGUUCUCACUCCGUUGUUAAAUCCCUUUAUUUAUACCUUGAGGAACAAGGAUGUGAAGUCAGCAAUAAAAAAAGUUAAGAGUUUACUAACCCAUUUUCUGGUUGUUUUUUCUUCAUGUAAGCAAAUUAAUUGA
Messenger RNA from Staurois parvus, 993 nucleotides. The record is from the annotation of a GenBank genome assembly. NCBI's taxonomy places the organism in Eukaryota, Metazoa, Chordata, Amphibia, Anura, Ranidae.